AUGUCCAGCACAGAUCCCGCUCCCGGCUCGUCCUCCGCCCCAGCGCCAGCCCCGGCCUCGCCGCCGCUCCCAGCGCGGCACACGGCCGUGGCCCCGGGCCCGCGCGCGGCCAAGUUCCAGAAGGUGCUGGACGACAGCCUGAGGCACACGCUGGGCAAGAUCGGCUGGGACAACUUCGCCUCGUGCUUCCCGACCAUCGCCGCGCAGGCGCCCGCCACGCUCAAGCUGGUGCAGGGCCAGAUGGUCGACCGCCUCGGCGCCCUGUGUCGCAAGGAGUUCGAGACGGUGCUGCAGAACCGCCACGUCGUCGCCCGCCUCAACGAGCUCGAGGGCCUGAUCAGCGACGCCGAGCGCCGCCGCGACGACGCCGGCCUGGUGGACGGCGCGCACGCCCCUACUCCACCGCAUCUGCUGCCGGCUUCCGACGUCCUCGCCGCGCACCUGGCGCCGCACCUCGCACUCCAGCAGUCGCAGCUCAACGCCAAGCUGCAGACGACCCAUGCGCUCAACGCCAAGCUGUUCGCCGACAUCCAGAAGCAGCGCGCCGAGCUCGAGGCGCUGCUGGCGCUGCUCGAGAAGCUGUUUGCCGACAUCGACGGCGCCAACAAGGCCAUGGACGGCGUGGUGGACGAUCUCGCCAAGGAGACACGGACCGUCGAGGUUGAGAUGUCCGGGUCCUGA
Neoarthrinium moseri is the source of this 681-nucleotide messenger RNA. RefSeq lists its product as uncharacterized. Gene Ontology annotation, biological process: chromosome segregation. The record is from RefSeq and is a predicted model, not a curated record. Gene Ontology annotation, cellular component: MIS12/MIND type complex. The coding region runs from base 1 to 681 and encodes 226 amino acids. Lineage: Eukaryota; Fungi; Ascomycota; Sordariomycetes; Amphisphaeriales; Apiosporaceae. The transcript is spliced from 2 exons.